CGACCUUAUUUGAGACGGUUCGUAUUAGUUUUCUUUGAUGAUAUUCUAGUCUACAGUAAAAACAUGAACGAACACAGGAAACAUUUACUUACGGUAUUUGAUUGCCUGCGGAAGGCGAAACUUUAUUGUAACCGCAAGAAAUGUGUAUUCGGGCAGACCCAGGUUGACUAUUUGGGCCAUAUUGUUACCAGCAACGGGGUGAUGGCGGACCCGUCYAAGAUCACGGCCAUGACCGAGUGGCCCAUUCCGAAGAAUAUACGAGAAUUACGYGGAUUUCUGGGGCUAACAGGGUAUUAUCGRAAAUUCGUGAAGGGAUACAGUAAAAUUGCGCGGGACUUAACGGAUCUGYUGAAGAAGGACAAUUUCCAAUGGACCGAAAAAGCCACCCAGGCUUUUCGAAACUUGCARAAUAUCAUGACUAAGGUGCCCGUUUUGGCUCUACCCGAUUUCUCGAAGACUUUUACGAUAGAGACGGACGCUUCCGGGCAGGGAGUAGGGGCAGUGUUGAUGCAAGACGAAAUGGAGACCGUAUUUACUGGGCCGCCGUUUUAUGGUUAUCACCGACCAAAAGAGCCUGAAAUAUWUGUURGAGCAGMGGGUAGUCGCGGGUGAACAUCAAAGGUGGAUCUCUAAGCUGUCGGGAUACGAUUUYGAGAUUAUAUAUCGACCGGGUAGCGAGAACGGGGCUGCCGAUGCACUGUCGCGUCGGGGAACGG
This is a messenger RNA of Cynara cardunculus var. scolymus (artichoke), 716 nucleotides long. RefSeq lists its product as uncharacterized. The record is from RefSeq and is a predicted model, not a curated record. Bases 64 to 612 code for a protein of 182 amino acids. Lineage: Eukaryota; Viridiplantae; Streptophyta; Magnoliopsida; Asterales; Asteraceae. The transcript is spliced from 2 exons.